AACUAUCAAAGUUAGUUGGCCAGCAGCGCUGUUUGGGUGGUACCGGCUGUGUGCAACUUGCUUGGGAUCUGUCUAAUUUGCAGUCUCUCUCUACUCCUCUCAUCCCUUCCCGAGCUUUUAAUUUGUUCUCCCCCCCUCUUCGACUGGGGCAGCCACCCGCAGACUUUGAAACCUCAUCUGAAGAAAUGCAGGCAAUUAAAUGUGUGGUGGUGGGGGAUGGAGCUGUGGGUAAAACCUGCCUCUUGAUCAGCUACACGACAAACGCCUUUCCUGGCGAGUACAUCCCAACUGUGUUCGACAACUACUCAGCCAAUGUUAUGGUGGACGGGAAGCCGGUGAACCUGGGGCUGUGGGAUACGGCUGGACAAGAAGACUAUGACAGACUCCGGCCUCUCUCCUACCCACAAACAGACGUGUUCUUGAUCUGUUUCUCGCUUGUCAGUCCUGCGUCGUUCGAGAACGUUCGCGCCAAGUGGUACCCCGAGGUGCGGCAUCACUGCCCCAGCACCCCCAUCAUCCUGGUGGGCACCAAGCUGGAUCUGAGGGACGACAAGGACACCAUUGAGAAGCUGAAGGAGAAGAAGCUGGCUCCCAUCACCUACCCACAAGGACUGGCCAUGACCAAGGAGAUCGGCUCCAUGAGGUACCUGGAGUGCUCGGCCCUGACCCAGCGGGGACUAAAGACUGUGUUCGACGAAGCUAUACGUGCCGUGCUUUGCCCAGCUCCUGAGGAGAGGUCCAAGAAGAGCUGCCUCCUACUCUGAAGCUGUUUGGAGGCCACAAGUCAAGGAAUUUCACCAAAUGUUCAUUCUUCAAGCCUUACGCCAAUUUUCGAAGCAAUUUCUGUAACAUAUUCUAUGUCGUAACAUUACGGUUUACUGAGAAGAUUCUUCUGGAGAAGUAUUUCAUUGCAAAGUUUUUUUUUGUACAUUUAUACGUCGAUCACGAAAUAAAUUUCUAUUUUUUGCUUGUG
This is a messenger RNA of Amblyraja radiata (thorny skate), 973 nucleotides long. Its product is annotated as ras-related C3 botulinum toxin substrate 1-like. The transcript has 7 exons. Gene Ontology annotation, biological process: small GTPase-mediated signal transduction. Lineage: Eukaryota; Metazoa; Chordata; Chondrichthyes; Rajiformes; Rajidae. Bases 186 to 764 code for a protein of 192 amino acids. Gene Ontology annotation, molecular function: GTPase activity; GTP binding. The record is from RefSeq and is a predicted model, not a curated record.